Wickerhamiella sorbophila is the source of this 1575-nucleotide messenger RNA. RefSeq lists its product as hypothetical. Gene Ontology annotation, molecular function: nucleic acid binding; exonuclease activity. Bases 1 to 1575 code for a protein of 524 amino acids. The record is from RefSeq and is a predicted model, not a curated record. The transcript has a single exon. Gene Ontology annotation, cellular component: nucleus. Lineage: Eukaryota; Fungi; Ascomycota; Dipodascomycetes; Dipodascales; Trichomonascaceae.
AUGAAGGUGAAAAAAAAGUACACCAAGAAGCCGAUGUUUUCUGUGGAGCCUGAAAACGUGAAAAAGGCAGUGAGUGUAGGCGAUCUACGUGACCUGGUCUUCUGGGUACUUUCUGACCAGCAUGGCCCGCCUGCGCCGCAGUGGUUGAUUGUGCAGAACCGGUCGGCAAUUAAGCGCAUGAUCUCUAUCAUGAUUCCGGGGCUCGAGCGACCUUAUGGGGAAAACGAGCUCAACGAUUUUAAACCGCGCGCGUUCAAAAUUGAUGGGCUUCCCAUAUUGGAUUAUUUCCGUCAUGUUUGGCCCACUAAAGCGCCAGGGUCCAAAAACCGAUUGGAUUCAGCUAUUUCAGAGUUUACCCGGAUUCCAUUGACUCCGGCGGAGAAAAAGGAAUUAGAAAAGAAACGACAAAAAACCGGGCUAAAGGCCACGUAUGAAACGUUGUUGAUGACGCCGGAACAGCUCAAGGAAUAUCCCGUGGCUAAGGAUGAUUCAUGGAUUGAGUUAGACGAGCUGGAUAGAGACCCCAAAAUCUUUGCUUUGGAUUGUGAAAUGGUGGAAGUUGGCUUGAAAAGCGAGCUCGCCCGUAUCUCCAUUAUUGGUCAAGAUGAGCAAGUUGUGUACGAGUCCUUUGUGAAACCCGCAGGAACUAUCACCAACUAUGUCACGGCGUAUUCAGGAAUCACUCCUGAAAUCUUAAAGGACGUGACUACAACGCUUGAGCAUGUUCAGCAAUGGUUAAAAGAAAACCUUAGCCGAUCCGAUACCUUGCUCGGCCAUUCUUUAGACUUUGACUUGAAUGUUCUCCAUCUUGUUCAUAAAAAGAUCAUUGAUACGGCUCUUAUUUAUCAAAGUCCUCGAGGAACGGCAUGGAAGCCGUCGCUGAAAUGGCUGGCCAAACGGUAUCUUGGAAUUGAUAUCCAAACCGGCAACGACGGCCACGAUUCUGCAGAAGACGCCAGAACUUGCAUGCAGCUUGUUGCCAAAAAAAUAGAAAAGGGAUUGAACUACGGGAUUCAGGAACACACGACAGGUAUUGUUGAAAAACUGAAAGAAAGUGCUCAAUCUACUGCUAUUGUAGACUAUGGGGCGCCUCGCUGGGAUCAGGGGCACGCCAAAACCGUCUGCUCUAUCACCAGCGACUCUGAAGCAGCCCGAAAGGCUGCAGCCCUCACCAAGUCACACAACUUUGUUUAUGUGCGAUUGAGAGAACUAGAGUCUGCUGUGGGCUGGUAUAAAGAUUCUGUUGAUAUCGAUAUGAGCAAGGUCUACCAGGAACUGAAUGCCAACAUCAAAACUAUUCUGGAUGCAGUCGAGCCCAAUACUGCAGUGCUGAUUUGGAGCGGCCAGAGCGACCCCCGGGAAAUGAAUCGCCUACUCCAGAAAAAAAGGCAGUGGAACGAAGAGUACAAAACAAAAAAAUGGGACGACAUCGAGGAUCCUUGGACCGAAGAACAUGAAAAGAAUCUUGGAUCUGCCGUUAACAGCGCCCGCAUGGGAAUCGCGUUCCUGGAGAUACUCAAGCCAGAAACGCCAGAGGUAGAUGGCCCGGCACCCAAAAGGCAAAAGAAAAACUAG